AUGGCAGAGCCAAUGAGAGGUGUGGCCUUUGAGGUACCUUCUCAUCUUAAACUGUACCCUGCUUCCUCUGCACAGAUUGAGGAGGGGGAUGCUCACAUGAACGCACCUGUCAUAACGCCUUCAUCUUCCACUGAAAGUGUGAACAAGGUUCCUGUGGUGAAGGCCAAGGCCACUCAUAUCAUCAUGAACUCUCUCUUCACAAAGCAGACUCAAGAGAGCAUUCAGCGCUUUGAGCAGCAGGCAGGGCUGAGAGAUGCUGGCUACACUCCCCACAAAGGCCUCAUGACAGAGGAGACAAAGUAUCAUCGAGUGGCUGAGGCAGUCCAUAAGUUAAAAAUGCAGAGUGGAGAGAUGACAAAAGAAGAUAAACAGACUUCCUCUGCUCAGUCCACUCCAAGCAGCACUCCCCACUCUUCUCCCAAGCACAAAACGAGGGGUUGGUUUAGUCAGGGAGCCUCUGUUUCUAUCGCUGGCCCUGACUUUGUUGCCAUAGAAGCUGGUGGGGACAGAUUGCCAUCUGAAAAAUGGAGCUUUUUUGGACCCAAAGCUAUCCAGAAAUCCACCAAUGAUCCAGGAGCAUUUACCAUCCAGUCCUAUAAGGGUGCCCAGAAGCCAUCUCCAAUGGAGCUGAUGCGUGCCCAGGCUACUAGGAUGCCAGACGAUCCAGUGACCUUCAAGCCACCCAAAAUGGACGUUCCAGUCACAGAAGGGAGGAAACGAUCUCCACGUUCCCAUAAUAUCAAACCUCGGGAUCUGAAUGUCCUCACUCCAACAGGGUUCUAAGGAUGCUACUAGUGUCUUUAGUGGAUUAAAGAGUGUGUCUUAGGCUAGCCUUCCCUCUCCCAUUGUGCUGCAGUAAAAUAGGAAAGUCUCUCUUCCAGCUCUUCAUCUCAGUAAAGGAAAUGGCUGUCACCGUUCUUCUAAAGUCAACCCUGAAUCAGUCUUUGAGAAACACCUGUGCUAGUACCCAUGUAAACCAUCCUGUCUGCUAGGCUGCACUGGGAGACAUGCUUCCCAGUACAGUACGCUGGAGUAAAACCUUGAACCAUGUUAUGUGGGAGGGGACUGCCUUGUGGUGUGCAAGUAGACUGGCUUGUCUACCUGUAGUCUAGUUAUCUUGUCCUGCUCAGUGCUGAAGUAUCCUCAGGAGGACCAUAGUUCUGACUGGCACGCGUGCAACACCAGCAGAAAACGAAGCAAACACAAGCCAGGAGUAAAAUGGACCAUUAACUGACUGAAAGAACUUACUCUGGGAACGUGGUAGGCCAACUUUAAAUAUGGAGUUUCCUUACUUUCCAGUGUCACCUUAUGAUAGUUCAACACUUAGUGCUUAUUUAUUUGUUCUUGGAUUUUUUUUUAAAGGAAAAGCAGAGCAGUGACCAUUACUAGAAAGGCAAGGAGCAGAACCUAGUGGAUUUGGUAGUAAAGAGGAAGAACAAGUGCUUCUCUUCUAACUCUUAAAGCUCCUCCAAAAAAUGGUGGAAAUGACCAGAGUUGGUAUGGCUUGAACCAAGUAACUCCUUCUUCCUUUCUGGAUUCCUACAAAACAACACUGUCCUGCUUCCCUGUAUAGAGCAGACUUAACAGUAGUUUUGACGCUCUCAGUGCUUCUUGAUUGUUUCUUAGCAUCUUGUAGGAAUCGUGUGUAGAAGUGUAUUAGACGCACCAGUGGCACUUCUCAAAUAGGGCCUUUUGUUUCAUCAGCAUUAGAUGCAGUUUGCCAGCCUGGGCAGGAGUGAGGGGCAGAUUAAGGCUAAACAUUCCUCCAUGCUAUAUUGAUAGAGCUAUAUAUAAUUUUUUUUGGCUUAGUCUUGCAAACAAUUGCUGGAACAGCUACCACUUGCUAUUCCUUUCCUGAAAAUUGGGAAAGAAACUCUUAUUAUGUACCAUCUAAUCCCUUGAGCAGUGUAGGGAGGGAUGGGUAUGAUCUCUGCCUGCCUGUGGCAAGCAGGUCUCCUCUGUUUUUUGAUCCCAUUAUUGUGUUAGGCAGCGCUUUCAGCCAGCUGCAGGCUUCCUGUAGCAGUGAGGGGGCAGCCUUGCAUCUGGCAUUAGAAGCUUUUAUGUUACAAGCACGUUCUACCGAGGUAGCUUAACUCGUGGUAACCACUGAACUCUGGGGUUACUGCCUGCUCGAAACAAGCAUUCCUGCCUGGGGCAAGUGGUCAAGGUACUUGGCUAGCUGGUAUCCCCCUCUGAAGAAGCAUAUUUUGGCACUGCUGUUGAAGCUUGAGAUGAAGCAGUCACAACAGUGUAUUGUGUGGAAAGCCUCCCACCCAACCAAGCAGUUGUCAUUGUCGCCAAUCACUCACACCUUUGCAAAUGGAGAAUCUCUGGUUUGACAUUAAUUUAUUUGUGGUCUUUAUUCAUGUCUGUGUCCAAUUUUGUUUGUUACAAGAAAAUAAAAUCCUUGGGAAUGGA
Struthio camelus australis is the source of this 2418-nucleotide messenger RNA. The record is from RefSeq and is a predicted model, not a curated record. NCBI's taxonomy places the organism in Eukaryota, Metazoa, Chordata, Aves, Struthioniformes, Struthionidae.